AUGUCUAUCACCGAGCAGACCUUCAUUGCCAUCAAGCCCGAUGGCGUCCAGCGUGGACUAGUCGGCCCCAUCAUCUCCCGCUUCGAGUCCCGAGGCUUCAAGCUGGCUGCCAUCAAGCUCGUCACCCCGGGCAAAGAGCACCUCGAGAAGCACUAUGACGACCUCAAGGAGAAGGCCUUUUUCCCCGGCCUGAUCGCCUACAUGAACAGCGGCCCGAUCGUCGCUAUGGUCUGGGAGGGUCUUGAUGCCGUUAAGACCGGCCGCUCCAUCCUUGGUGCUACCAACCCCCUGGCAUCUGCCCCGGGUACCAUUCGCGGAGACUAUGCCCUUUCCAUGGGACGCAACGUCUGCCACGGCUCCGACAGCGUCGAGAACGCCAAGAAGGAGAUUGCUCUGUGGUUCAAGGAGGGCGAGGUUGUUAGCUGGAAGUCUGCUCAGGAGAACUGGGUCUUUGAGUAA
Molecule: messenger RNA, 459 nt
Organism: Lasiosphaeria miniovina
Lineage: Eukaryota; Fungi; Ascomycota; Sordariomycetes; Sordariales; Lasiosphaeriaceae
Product: nucleoside diphosphate kinase
Exons: 8
Coding region: 1-459 (152 amino acids)
Biological process (GO): GTP biosynthetic process; CTP biosynthetic process; UTP biosynthetic process
Molecular function (GO): nucleoside diphosphate kinase activity
Source: RefSeq, a predicted model, not a curated record